AUGCUCAAUGUUGACAAUACUUUUUUGAAACGACACUAUGAUAGAACCAAACUGCAACUUCAACAUGUUUCUUGUGUCACUAAAAUGGUUAGCAAUCAUAUUCCCAAUGAUCUUGCAUUUUUCAUUAUUUCGAAAUUACCUCUAAAGUCUUUGAAACGGUUUAGUUGUGCACAAAAAUCAUGGUUACUUAUACUUGAAAACCCAAAUUUUCUAAACAUGUAUACUAACCAUUUCAUAUCUAAUUCUGAGGAUUCUUUAUAUGAAGAGGAUGAUGUUUCAUGUUUCAUCUUACUAAAGACUCUUCCAUAUUGUCCCUAUCGUCCUGUGAUGUAUAUGCUUUCUGGAAAGAGUUUUGAGAAUAAGGUCAAAUUAGAUUGGCCAUCUCCAUUUCAUGAGAAUGAUCAAUCUGUUUUUAUUUUGGGCCCAAUUGUUAAUGGUAUUGUUUGUCUAUGCAAAGGGAGGUUAUCUGUUGCUGUACUAUGGAAUCCAGCCACAGAUGAAUUCAAGGUCCUCCCUCCUAGCCCAAACGAGUGCACAAUACUUUAUGAGUUUGAAAGUUUUAAUUUUAUUGGAUUUGGCUAUGACAAUAUUAGAGAUGACUAUAGCGUGAUUCGAUAUGUAAGUUAUCGUUUAGAUUUGCCAGAUAUUGAAUGUGAUAUGGAAAGUAUGAGAUACGCUGUGUCACGGGAAGACAUAUGGGAGAUAUACAACCUAAGGAGUAACACUUGGAGGAAACUCGAUCUUGAUAUGCCUCAAGGUUACUGGAACUAUUCUGGUGCCUUUAUGCAUAUCAAUGGAGUUUGUCAUUGGUGUCAUCAAGGUCGAGAUCUAAAUUAUCGAUUAUUGGUGUCAUUUGACUUAAGCAAUGAGGUAUUUUGUACAACACCAUUUCCAUCUGAUAUGAAUAAUACUUUGGAAUUUGUAGUUGUCAUGACACACUUGACAGUAAUAAAUCAAUCUAUUGCUUUGAUAUCAAAUUAUCUUAAUACAACUACUUUUCAUAUAUCAAUUUUGGGUGAAGUCGGUGUGAAGGAAUCAUGGACUAAACUCUUUAUUAUUGGACCCUUAUCUUACAUUGAGCAUCCUAUUGGAGAGGGAAAAGAUGGUGAUCUAUUCUUUAGAAGAAAAGAUGAUGAACUUGUAUUGUUUAAUUUGAAGACUAAGAAGUUUAAGGAGCUUGGUGUUAAGGGGGAUGAGCAUUCUUGUGGCAUAGUCCUUUACAAGAAAAACCUUCUUCCAAUUGGAGGAAUAAAUGAUUGAUCUUUCAUAUUUUAUUAUUCUCAAAGAUAUCG
Molecule: messenger RNA, 1292 nt
Organism: Vicia villosa (hairy vetch)
Lineage: Eukaryota; Viridiplantae; Streptophyta; Magnoliopsida; Fabales; Fabaceae
Product: F-box/kelch-repeat protein At3g06240-like
Exons: 2
Coding region: 1-1260 (419 amino acids)
Molecular function (GO): protein binding
Source: RefSeq, a predicted model, not a curated record